This is a messenger RNA of Cajanus cajan (pigeon pea), 1653 nucleotides long. Its product is annotated as cytochrome P450 71AU50. The record is from RefSeq and is a predicted model, not a curated record. Lineage: Eukaryota; Viridiplantae; Streptophyta; Magnoliopsida; Fabales; Fabaceae. Gene Ontology annotation, molecular function: oxidoreductase activity, acting on paired donors, with incorporation or reduction of molecular oxygen; monooxygenase activity; heme binding.
GUUGCAUCACAAACGCACAGACACCAUUCUUCAUAAGAUAUACACUCCACAAAUAACUAGGAUGAUUUGGAUAACACUUGGUUUGGCCUUUCUUGCUUAUUUGUGGCUACUGAGAAGCAACAACAAGGCAAAGAAACUACCACCUGGUCCAAAAGGAUUACCAAUUUUGGGAAGCCUUCUCAAGUUGGGACCAAAUCCUCAUCUUGAUUUGUACCAACUAGCCCAAAAAUAUGGACCUAUCAUGUACUUACGCUUAGGUUUUGUGCCUACCAUAGUUGUUUCUUCACCCCAAGCUGCUGAACAGUUCCUCAAGACGCAUGACGUUGUCUUUGCAAGUAGGCCGCCUCAUGAAUCUGCAAAAUACAUCUCUUGGGAACAGAGGAACUUGAGCUUUUCUGAAUAUGGUUCUUAUUGGCGCAACAUGCGCAAGAUGUGCACGUUGGAAUUGCUGAGCCAAACUAAAAUUAACUCCUUCAAACACACGAGGGAGGAAGAGCUUGACCUAUUGAUCAAGCUUGUAAGAGAGGCAGCCAGUGAUGGAGCUGUUGUUGAUCUCAGUGCCAAGGUUGCAACACUUAGUGCAGACAUAGCUUGUAGAAUGGUUUUUGGGAAGAAGUACAUGGAUCGAGACUUGGAUGAGAAGGGGUUCAAGGCUGUGAUGCAAGAGGGAAUGCAUUUAGCAGCAACUCCUAACAUAGGUGAUUACAUUCCUUAUAUUGGUAAACUUGACCUUCAAGGACUAGUUAGGCGUAUGAAAGCAGUGCACAAAAUCUUCGAUGACUUCUUUGAGAAAAUUAUUGAUGAGCACAUGCAAUCCGAGAAGGGAGAAGACAAUAUGAAGGAUUUUGUGGAUGUCAUGUUGGGCUUUGUUGGUACCGUAGAAUCUGAAUAUCGCAUUGAUCGACCCAAUAUUAAAGCCAUAAUGCUGGAUAUGUUGGCUGGUUCGAUGGAUACAUCUGCUACAGCAAUUGAGUGGACACUUUCAGAGCUCCUAAAGAAUCCAAGGGUGAUGAAAAAAGUCCAAAUGGAAUUGGAAACUGUGGUGGGUAUGAAGAGGAAGGUGGAGGAAUCAGACUUAGACAAGCUGCAGUAUUUGGAUAUGAUUGUAAAGGAAAGCAUGAGGGUCCAUCCAGUGGCACCAUUACUAAUACCACACCAAUCCACAGAAGAUUGUAUGGUUGGAGAUUUUUUCAUACCUAAAAAAUCAAGGGUGAUAGUGAAUGCAUGGGCUGUUAUGAGAGAUCCAAGUGUUUGGAGUGAGGCAGAUAAGUUCUUGCCGGAGAGAUUUGAAGGAAGCAACAUAGAUGUGAGAGGGCGCGACUUUCAAUUGAUACCAUUUGGGUCUGGCAGAAGAGGAUGUCCAGGAUUGCAAUUAGGUCUUACUGUGGUUCGUCUAACAGUGGCCCAACUUGUGCAUUGUUUUGAUUGGAAGCUACCAAAUGACAUGUUACCAGCAGACUUGGACAUGACAGAUACGUUCGGCCUCACAAUGCCUAGGGCCAAUCCUUUACUUGUCAUUCCUACCUAUCGACUUUCUAAUGAAAGGGAUUAGGGAAAACAAUUUCCUAGUAUGUAUUUUAUGUUUAAUUAGCUUCAUUUCAAUAAAAUUUAUGAGAAAACAAAUAAAAGAGUGAAUCAUUAUCUUAAUUCCAA